Messenger RNA from Malania oleifera, 1889 nucleotides. RefSeq lists its product as uncharacterized. The transcript has 3 exons. The record is from RefSeq and is a predicted model, not a curated record. The coding region runs from base 270 to 1577 and encodes 435 amino acids. NCBI's taxonomy places the organism in Eukaryota, Viridiplantae, Streptophyta, Magnoliopsida, Santalales, Ximeniaceae. Gene Ontology annotation, molecular function: zinc ion binding; nucleic acid binding.
GUCCUUCAACCCGCGGCAGCAGGCCAGGCCCUCACGACAAGAAGUGAGCUGUGACCCUACGGUAGUAUUCGUUCGGCACUGGAUUCAAAAAAUAAAUGUAAAUAAAUAAGUUCGGAACGGUCUUCUACGCGCUCGAAAGUCGCGUCAUGCCAGUCGUUACUCCUUUUGGCUUUUCUUUUCGACCACCACCAGCCUCCGGCUCCUCCGUUCGCAGACCUUAACCCUAGACUCACGGAGAUCGGGCCUGGUUCGUCUUCUUCUUCUUCUUCAUGGAUUUCAGGUUCAGAGCCACAGAUGACAUUCCUUCGACCUACCUUCCAUCUUCUUCGAACUUCAGUUUCUUCACCGAGCAAGCGCUUAGAGCCGGUUAUUCCAGCAUGGAGUUCAGACGGAAUGAGGUGCUGCGAAACCCUAGCGACGUGCGGGAAGUGGUCUUGCGGGAGCUCGAGAAGGAGCAAAUAAGGGGAGAGAUAAUCGCGGCUGAGGUCGCACGUAGGCGGGAACUGGAGGAUGAGGUGCGCAAGGAGCUCAUGUUUGAGCGGGAAUUGGCCCUACGGAGGGCGGCUGCAGAGGACUUUCCGCUUGUCUCACCUUUUCCGAUUGCAGCCUCUGCAAAGAUCUUCGAGGGGUUUGGGCGGUUUGAGUCUCGCUUGCCGCUUCUGGGUCAGUUUGAUGCGAGAUCUCUCGAAGAAAGAAUAGCCUUUCCGAUCCGAAGGGACCUUAGUGCUGCCUUAGAUCUGGUGCCGUUUCAGCGCCGUUUGGAAGCGCAAGCCCCUGAGGUUAAGUCCGCUUCGGAGCCUAACAAGGAGAAAGUGAUUAUUCUGGCUAAGCCCGACCAGAAUCUUUCCGGAGUGAAGCGCAAAUCUCUGACACCACCUGCACUAGGUACUGGUGAGCUCCCUGCAGCUGGUCAAAUGAAGAAGUUCAAAGAGCUCCCUGCAGCUGGUCAAGUGAAGAAGUUCAAAGAGGAAUGGAGUUGUGCUCUUUGUCAGGUUAGUGCCACGUGUGAGCAGGGCUUGGAUGAGCACCUCCAGGGAAAGAAGCACAAGGCAAAGGAGGCGGGACUUAUGGCUCGGAGGGCAGGCAAGAACUCCUUCACUGCAUUGCCAAAAAGGGCCGCUAAAGUGGUAGAGGGCACUGCCUUCCCAAACUCAGAGCAGCAGAAGAAAAUGGAGGAUGAAUUACAGGAAAUCAAAAGAAUUGGGGAGACUUCAUUGCUAAAUGAGAACACAGAAGAUUUGAAUGGUAAAAAAAAUGAUAAGAAAAUAGUGAAUAAAAAGGAGCAGGAUGCUGGAGAUUCAAAGAAGGAACAUGGGGAGAUCCUGGUCCACAAAAUGCAGAAUACAUUUGAUCCAAAUAAGAGGAAGUUUAGGUUUUGGUGUGAAAUGUGCAAAAUUGGAGCCUACUCUGAAGGUGUGAUGGACAAUCAUAAGAGGGGAAGGAAGCACAUAGCCCGGCUUCUGGAUCUUGGUCAAACUGGUGGUUCUGUUUUGGCUGCAACCAUUCAACCUUCACCAGCAGGUUCUCUGAAGGAUGAAAUUAAAGAAGUAUCCAAACAGGAUGAGAAAACAGCUUAAAAUGUUGGUUAUGUACGAGUGGAAAAGGAAGAUUUUCUGGCAGCACCAACUUGUUGAAUGCUUUUAGUUGCCUUGUCUGAUGAAUUGGUCGAGUCAAUUCUCAUGGUGAUCCGAUGGUUGGAGAUGCAGAAGAAUUAAGAGGUUGACUCUGGCACGCAGGAGGUACUGCUUUUCCGCCCUACAUUUAUAUUUUGUAGUUGUGGUUAUUACCAUGUUAUAUUGUAUUAACUGCUUUGUUGAGACUGAAUUUCAUUUUGAAAGUUUUAGUUGUUCAUCAUCACCUAAAAAAAAAAGAAUGUCUUUAUCUGAAAA